Messenger RNA from Moneuplotes crassus, 1126 nucleotides. The record is from the annotation of a GenBank genome assembly. NCBI's taxonomy places the organism in Eukaryota, Ciliophora, Spirotrichea, Euplotida, Euplotidae.
AAUGAACUCAAAGGUUGAAGAGACCAAGACAGUGGAUGAGGGCCAUAAAGAUAUUGACCUCAACGCAUCUUAUCAUGAAGUAGACCAAAUGAUCAACAGCCUAUUAGAAGACGAUAUUUUCGAUCAAGAAGAGGAACAACAGAUCCUGAAGGCUAAAGAACACUCAAAGCUUAAUCCUGAUGAAGGCAUUGACUUAAACAGACUCACCAAGAUCGAAGAGAUGAUCGGCUUGGAGGAAGGCAAAGAAGAAUUAAAAAUGUCAACAAAGAAGGGCAAGUCAUACCCUAUCAAUAUUCUGAGGAAUUGAGAUCUUAUUUCAAGACAAACUUCUGGGAAAGAAACAUUUACACAAGAGGAACAGAAGGAGAAUAAAACAAGUCAUGAAAUUUCAUCACGAUCUAAAGAUUCUCACGAAAUUGAAAAGAAAAGAUUGAGCGAUCAUAUUUCUUGUUCAGAAAGUUCUAAAUCAAUUGAGAUGGACAGUAGCAUGGACGACGAAAGUAACCGGGAAGGGUUGUCACAAAGAAACCCUUCUUCAGAAAUUUCGAUGACUUACUCUAAAAACUCAACUUACUCUACUGCUGCUGGUUCGAAGCAUCAGAGCUUUACUAUUGUCAAAAACAAGAAUAAGGUGUAUGCCAAUACUACCAUAUUUGCCCUCGACUCUCGGCUGCUUUGCGAAUCUUACAAGGAGAAUAAAAUUAAAACAACUCUUCGAUGUAAUAAAGGCCAACUGGUGAGACUCAUCAGGCAUUCAUCAAAGCACCAAUAUUGGGCAAUACUCAACUCCUACUCAAAAUUUGGUCCAAAGGCUGAGGUAGAGCUGAUAGAUUCGAGAAUUUUAAUGCCUGAUUUAUCUGAAUAUCCAGUCGGGAAAUAUAAAGAUCCUCAUAACAAAAGCACGAUGACUCAAACCUACCCUGUGCUAUCGUUAGCAUAUUUAAAGAGAAAUAUAACGUUCCCUGCAACAGUACAGUACUAUUUACAAGGAAAUGAGGAUGAGAUUGUCUGAGUCUGAACCUCUCCGGACAAAGACAUUGUACUUGCUUACAAAGCCAGUGACCCUAAAUGCACAUUAUGAAUGCUGAACACCCGUAACAUUCUUGAUAUCACUUUUAAUUGCUAA